AUGGCGGACGAGCCAACUUCACCCAAGGACGUGCCCCAGGCGUCGGUCACUCAGGCACCUGAGGCCGACACCUCGUCACCGCCUUCCAUCUCUAGUGGCGAGAACAACAACGAGAAGGCUGCUACCCACACGGCCACCGCUGUCGACCUCGACCGCGUUGGUGAGACCGAUGGCUACUUGCUGGACGAGGCCCAGAUUCGCGAGAAGCUGGGUCUUGCGCCCCACGUGCCUCUCAAAAAGUCGAGCGACGGCAAGGUCUUGAUUCCUCAGCCCACAGAGGAUCCCGAAGACCCCUUGAACUGGCCCAGCUGGAAAAAGGCAGCCAUCUUGUUGGUCAUUGGGGUCAACGCGGCGACUUCGGACUACUCUGCCGCCACCGGCGCAAGUGCUCUCAUUCCUCAGGCGACACAGUGGCGUAUCAAUCCGAAUGAGGUCAACCAUGCCACGGCUGGUAAUACAUUCAUGCUGGGUGUCGGCGGCAUCCUGACCGUCUGGCUGUCAGCCUGGAUUGGUCGCCUUCCCGUCCUCUUCUGGUUUGGAUGUCUUUCCGCCGGUACCGCUGCGUGGUCUGCCGCCGCAAAGUCCUUUGAAUCAUACAUGGCGUCCCGUAUUUUGAACGGCAUGUUUGCUGUUGCUGGUGCGGGUGGCGGUCUCAUGUGGAUCAAGGAUGUCUGGUUCUUCCACCAGCAUGCCCGGAAGAUCAACAUCUGGAGUACCGCCAUCAUCUUGUCGCCUUUCCUGGGCCCGCAGUUCAUGGCCGCAAUCCUCAGUGUGAGCACAUGGAGAACAGGAAUGUGGCUCAACUUCGGCAUCAUCAUGCUGGGGCUGGUUUUGACCGUUACUCUUGGUGACGAGACCUUUUAUCCAAGACAUUUGAUGCCAGAUCGAGUCCCAAAGCGCAAGAACCGUCUUCUCCGAGUGGUUGGUGUUGAGCAGUACAAGACCAACUACACGACCAACUCUUUCCUGGAAGCCGGGACCCGGUUGGGAUACACCGUUCUCAAGCUGCCAGUGUUCCUGACUUGCCUCUUCUACUUCUUUGACUUCCCAUGGACGAUUGGAAACAACACAACCAUCUCAGUCUUCAUCAUUCCUGCAUAUAACUUUGACUUCCGCAACCUUGCGGCCAUCUACACCGCGCCUGUCGUUGGUGCGAUCCUGGGACUGGUCAUUGGUCACUUCAUGUUCGACUUCAUUGCCAGAAUGUGGGCGAAGCGCCACAACGGGGUCAUCGCCCCCGAGAACAGACUUAUUGUCUUGUGGCUCGUUUUGCCCAUCAAGCUCAUUGGCUAUAAUCUGAUCGGCACGACUCUUCACCAUGCUCCCGCAUGGUCCUACUGGGUCAUCGUCGUGGGAUGGGGAAUGCACAAUUUCGCCACGAUUGUCACCACUUCAGCGGUGGGUGCGUACUUGCUUGACGCCUACCCUGAGGCUGCUGGCGAGUGUGCUGCCUUGCUCAACUUUGCCAGAACCCUGGGUGGAUUCAUCAUCGGGUACAUCCAGAUCAACUGGGCCACCAAAGCGGGCACACAGACGGAAUACGGCAUUCAGAGUGGCAUCAUGGGAGCCGCCUUCUUCCUGGUUGUGUUCUUGCAAUUCUUCGGAGCCAAAUUGAGGCAUAAGCAAGGACCGUUGAACUUCAAGACUUACUAG
Fonsecaea multimorphosa CBS 102226 is the source of this 1653-nucleotide messenger RNA. RefSeq lists its product as uncharacterized. Gene Ontology annotation, biological process: transmembrane transport. NCBI's taxonomy places the organism in Eukaryota, Fungi, Ascomycota, Eurotiomycetes, Chaetothyriales, Herpotrichiellaceae. The record is from RefSeq and is a predicted model, not a curated record. Gene Ontology annotation, molecular function: transmembrane transporter activity. The coding region runs from base 1 to 1653 and encodes 550 amino acids. The transcript is spliced from 4 exons.